CGUGGUUUCAAAGAUAAAUUUAAGGUUAGAUAUGUCACCAACUUCACAUUGCAAAGAAACAAAGUGAGAAUAAAUUUAAGGUUAGAUCCUCCUCCUUUCCCAGAAAGUUGAGAGUUUUUUUUUUUUUUUUCUCUCUCUCUCUCUUUCUUCUGUGUCGUAGCAGGAGCUAUCUCCUCUCUGCUUGGAAAUGGCGGGAGGGUCGUUCGCGCCGACCGGCGUGGCCAAGGAGAGGGCACAGCAGUACCAAGGGAGGCUCACCCCUUAUGUCAUCGUUGCCUGCAUUGUUGCCGCCGUAGGCGGCUCUCUUUUCGGUUAUGAUAUCGGAAUUUCAGGCGGGGUUACGUCGAUGGACGGAUUUCUUAAGAAAUUCUUCAAGACAGUGUACAAAAACAAGACGCAUGCCCGGGAAAACAACUACUGCAAGUAUGAUAACCAGGGUCUUGCAGCGUUUACCUCUUCGCUGUACCUCGCCGGUUUAGUUGCAUCUUUUGUGGCUUCUCCGGUCACAAGAAAUUAUGGACGCCGAGGAAGUAUAAUCUGUGGCGGAGUCAGUUUCCUCGUUGGAGCAACUCUAAACGCUUCAGCUGAGAAUUUGGCCAUGCUUCUCUUAGGUCGGAUCAUGCUUGGCGUUGGUAUCGGAUUUGGAAAUCAGGCCAUUCCGCUAUAUCUUUCAGAAAUAGCGCCAACGCAUCUUCGAGGAGCCUUAAACAUGAUGUUUCAGUUAGCAACCACGCUUGGGAUCUUCACAGCCAACAUGAUAAACUACGGGACUCAAAAACUCGAGCCAUGGGGGUGGAGGCUCUCGCUAGGGCUGGCUCUAGUACCAGCUGCGGUAAUGACAGUCGGAGGAAUAUUUCUACCCGAGACACCAAAUAGCUUGAUCGAACGAGGAUGUAAAGAAGAAGGAAGAAAAGUUUUGGAGAGAAUUAGAGGAACCAAAAAUGUCAGCGCAGAGUUUCAGGACAUGAUGGAUGCAAGCGAGUUUGCCAAUGCAAUAAAGCACCCGUUCAGAAACAUCCUCGAGCGAAGGAACAGGCCUCAGCUCGUUAUGGCAAUCUUCAUGCCGACGUUCCAGAUCCUCACGGGGAUAAAUUCGAUUCUGUUCUACGCUCCCGUGUUGUUUCAAAGUAUGGGGUUCGGAGGAAAUGCUGCUCUGUACUCCUCUGCUUUGACCGGAGCAGUUCUUGUCACGUCUACGCUGAUAUCCAUCGCAGCAGUUGACAAACUGGGACGAAGAGUUCUGCUCAUUACUGGUGGAAUACAAAUGAUUGUAUGCCAGGUCGUAGUCGCGCUAGUCUUGGGGUUCAAGUUCGGGGACAAUCAAGAACUGUCGAAAGGAUUCUCAGUACUGGUGGUGGCCGUGAUUUGCCUCUUCGUGAUAGCUUUCGGGUAUUCAUGGGGUCCUCUCGGGUGGACAGUGCCGAGCGAGAUCUUCCCUCUAGAAACCCGAUCAGCUGGACAGAGCAUUACAGUGUCUGUGAACCUUCUGUUCACUUUCAUCAUCGCCCAGUCGUUUCUCUCCCUCCUGUGCGCGCUCAAAUUCGGGAUCUUCCUCUUCUUCGCGGGAUGGAUUACUAUCAUGAGCGUGUUUGUUUACCUGUUUCUUCCCGAAACCAAGGGGAUUCCGAUCGAAGAGAUGAUACUGAUGUGGAGAAGGCACUGGUUCUGGAAGAGGAUAAUGCCGGAAGAAUAUCCUGAAGCUGACGACUCCGUUAAUGUCAGGCCAAACAAUUCAACAAUUUGAGAUAUUUUAGAGCAUAAUGAGGUGUAAAUAAAGCAGAUGAUCGUUGCAAUUCAGUUUUAAAGGGCUUGUUUUGGAAAGUACUUUUAAAAUGAUUAGAAGCGUUUUUAGUGAAAAUAUUUUUGAAUUAA
Molecule: messenger RNA, 1872 nt
Organism: Malus domestica (apple)
Lineage: Eukaryota; Viridiplantae; Streptophyta; Magnoliopsida; Rosales; Rosaceae
Product: sugar transport protein 7-like
Biological process (GO): monosaccharide transmembrane transport
Cellular component (GO): membrane
Molecular function (GO): monosaccharide transmembrane transporter activity
Source: RefSeq, a predicted model, not a curated record